AUGUCGACCGUGUUCCAAUCCAGGGCCGACUUCCACCAGAGUCUUGUCAAUUAUAACCAGACCACCACUGAUGGCUGGGAUGUGAUUGUCAGCUACUCUGAGGAGAAGCUUAAUGCCCUGUUGAAGAAAUACUGGUCUCAGCGGUUUGAUCAGGCUCAGAUUUCAUUCCAGCACAAGUCAGGCACUAGUGCCAAUUAUUUCGUAUACACUUGGAACCUUACUCUCGACAACCCAACCUUAUCCUUCAAGUCACUCGCUACCACUCAUGGCGAUGUUGCUGUCUCUGCUAUAUCGUGGAAGAUAUCAGGCACCAUGAAUACCGUACUGUACUCUAAAGGCACAGAGACUGAUUUGGGUGAUGAGGACGUGGGGAAGGAUCAAGAAACCUACUUAGAAGUGGUAACGCCGGUCUUUGCUAUGGAUGGGGAGUCUACCGAUACCAGCCAGGCCAAGGCCAGUGAUUCAACCUUCCAGUUCAGCGAUAACACCGAAUCCAGCUACAAUAUCAUCCUUCAUUUCCAGAGUGUACAGGACUCUGACUGGUCUGUCAAGACGCCUGACUCGAGUGAUCCGCUCAACGAUAGUCUCACGGAAAUGGUGAACGCGCUGAACAACAAUGAGGAGAUCAGUUCAUUCACCUUCACUCUCGGGACGGUUACAAACACGAAGGAUCAGACUUCUGAUUUCUUGCAGCCACAGGAAUUCAGAUUCAAUGCUACCGAGGGUGUUUUGAGCAUCUUCAUCAAAGUUAAAGGCGGCAGUGGCAAGGGAACUGCGGAAACACCACAGUUCCAGCUUACCCAUGAGAAGGGUAUCGCGGCUAUUCCUGAGGGCUAUGAAGCGAGUAUUAUUCUCUCUCAAACACUCAUCCGGGAUGACUAUCUCCUUAAACAGAUUGGAGAGGCCUGCAAGGAUCAGUUACAGAGUAGCGGCGGCGUGACGGUUGAUCAAGCAUAUCCGAAUCCAACCCUCCUUUUGAGGUUCAAGUCCGAAAAGGUCUGGGAGGGUGACUCGACGAGCCACGGUGGCUGGCCUGUGAACGGCAAAGGAGAGAUCACAGUAGAUUGGGACAAAUAUCCUUUGAUGCUGUCUAUUUUUGAUGACGGUACGCCGCUUACGUCUCAUUACAAGUGGGUCUGGGAUAAUGCUUUGGUUGAGUUAUCCUACACCACAAGUAAUCCAAUCCAUGGAGAUCCAGGUGGGCCAUAUACUGCCACUACUACUGGGAGUAUCAAAGCCAACUCGAUGCCCAUCGCCACUGUUUCAGGUGACACAUUGAAGUUCGAUAUCCAAUUUACUUCCGAUAAUCAGCCGAAUGCUUCCUUCUCCAACGUCGGGCCUGCAGACAUGAGUGGAUCAGUCGAAUUCCCGACAUUUAACCUCGAACUCCCUGACCUCAAUUUCUUUCAAACGCAGAAUGUGCUGGCCCCAGGGGAGCAUUUUAUUAAGGCGGAAGACACUAUGUGUCCGUGCGACUUGUUUGUUCUAGGAUCGAUGUAUAGCUGA
Aspergillus luchuensis is the source of this 1506-nucleotide messenger RNA. RefSeq lists its product as uncharacterized. The transcript has 3 exons. The record is from RefSeq and is a predicted model, not a curated record. Bases 1 to 1506 code for a protein of 501 amino acids. NCBI's taxonomy places the organism in Eukaryota, Fungi, Ascomycota, Eurotiomycetes, Eurotiales, Aspergillaceae.